Choloepus didactylus (southern two-toed sloth) is the source of this 1388-nucleotide messenger RNA. Its product is annotated as ARL14 effector protein-like. Gene Ontology annotation, cellular component: intracellular membrane-bounded organelle. The record is from RefSeq and is a predicted model, not a curated record. The transcript has a single exon. Lineage: Eukaryota; Metazoa; Chordata; Mammalia; Pilosa; Megalonychidae.
CUAAGGGUAGUCAUCACAUGAGCUGCUUAGGGAGAGAUCGCUAAGCAAAAUAAAAUGGAAAAUCUACUAGAAUCAAGAAUGGUGGAUCCCUGUUCAGUUGGAGUCCAGCUUCGUACCACAAAUGAGUGUCAUAAAACAUACUAUACUCAUCACACAGGUUUCAAGACUUUGCAAGAAUUGUCAUCAAAUGAUAUGCUUUUACUUCAACUUAGAACUGGAAUGACACUUUCUGGGAAUAAUGCAAUCUGCUUCCAUCAUGCAAAAAUUUACAUUGACAGAUUUGAAGAUUUGCAGAAGUCAUGUUGUGACCCAUUUAACAUACACAAAAAACUAGCCAAAAAAAAUUUGCAUGUAAUUGAUUUAGAUGAUGCCACUUUCCUGAGUGCAAAAUUUGGAAGGCAGCUUGUACCUGGGUGGAAGCUUUGUCCAAAAUGUACACAGAUAAUCAAUGGAAGUGUGGAUAUUGAUUCUGAAGACCGUCAGAGAAGAAAACCUGAUUCAUGUGGAAGAACUGCUAAAGCUUUAAGGUCAUAACAGUUUACAAACCCAGGAAAGCAAACUGAAUUUGCUCCAGAAACUGAUAAAAGAGAAAAAAGAAGGCUUACAAAAAAUGCAUCAGCUGGUUCAGACAGACAAGUGAUACCAGCAAAGAGUAAGGUCUAUGUUAGCCAGGGUCUCCUGAUUUUCAGUGGGAUGGAUCUCUGUGACUGCCUUGAUGAAGACUGCUUAGGAUGUUUCUAUGCUUGUCCUGCUUGUGGUUCUACCAAAUGUGGAGCUGAAUGCCGUUGUGACUGCAAGUGGCUGUAUGAGCAAAUUGAAAUAGAAGGAAGAGAAAUAAUUCAUAAUAAACAUGCUGGAUUCUGCCAGUGAUUGGUCACCUUGCAUCUGUUAUUCAGUUAACACACAGACAGCAAAGUGUGCAGUUGGAUUGUCUCCUUGUUACCCAUCUGACAUUUUACAAAGUGGAUAAUUGAAAGAGAAAAUUGUCCAGCAAACAAAGGUGAAAGUGCAGCAAAGAAAUGAAAAGUUAACACUGGAAGUGAAGUUGAAUCCAACAUGAAAGGAAUUAGAGAAGAUAUAGCUGAUCAUGGAAAUGUUGACACUGCUGCCAUUGGAGAGACUCUAGAUAUGCAGCCAGAGGAACUUAAUGAAGGCAUGUUUAUCAGCAUAAAUGAGGAAAGUGGUUGUGAUGAAAGGAUGAAUAUGUUCCAGAGGAAGUGGUGCUGACAAAAAAACUUCACAUUAAAGGAAACUCUCAGAAAUAUUUCACAAGAUUGAAAGUACAAAAUAUAAAACGUUGGAAACUGAUCCAAACUUAAAAGAAGUAUGAUAGUUCGCCAAAGUAUAGGAAAGAUGCUCACUCAAUAACCAUAAGAUAUUCAGUAAAA